Molecule: messenger RNA, 2353 nt
Organism: Hordeum vulgare subsp. vulgare (domesticated barley)
Lineage: Eukaryota; Viridiplantae; Streptophyta; Magnoliopsida; Poales; Poaceae
Product: U-box domain-containing protein 75
Exons: 1
Coding region: 444-1826 (460 amino acids)
Biological process (GO): protein ubiquitination
Molecular function (GO): ubiquitin protein ligase activity
Source: RefSeq, a predicted model, not a curated record
AAUUUCAUCAGGAUAUUCCUGCUCUCUCACUCUCUCCCUUCUUCUCCACCCACUCUAGCUCAGCUGGAUCUCAGUCGCAUUCUCCGGUUCCUCAACCCCUCCUCCCCUCUUUCCCCCUUCGCCCGCUUAUCAGAUCUCCUCAUAUGCCCUGCAAUCCGCCUCCAUUCCAAAACCCACAAGCUUUCCUCUCAAGCUCCUCGCUCGCUCGCCUCCCCUUUUGACCGGUAGGUAGCCGCAGAACCCCAGAAAUCCAAGAAAAGCAGCGGGUCAAGAAAGAGGGAAAGCAAGCGAGGAGGUCGAUGAUGAUGGCGAUAAGUCGCCCCAUGAUUCACCGCAUCAUUCCGUCUCCUGCGCGACUGUGCUAAAAGGGCCUCGCCGUCCGUGUACUCUUUCGGCGAGCGGUGCUUCCUUGGGCAGACGGUCAGGCCAAGACCACCGCUGCAAUGCCGCAGUACCAGGAGCUGCCCUGCGGCGGGCAGGUGCUCGACAUCGACACCGCGCUCAAGGACGGCAUCCUGGGGUGCGGCCCGGAGCCCGGGGACGGGGCGCUCGGGGACGGAGGUAAGCAGCCGGUGGAGCUGCGGAAGAUGAUGGACGAGCUGGACGCGGCCGGGGACGCCGGCGGCGGGGACGAGGUCGUGCCGGCCGUCUUCAUCUGCCCGAUCUCCCUGGAGCCCAUGGUGGAUCCGGUCACGCUCUGCACCGGCCAGACGUACGAGCGCGCCAACAUCUCCCGGUGGCUGGCGUUGGGCCACAGGACCUGCCCGACCACGAUGCAGGAGCUCUGGGACGACGCGCUCACCCCCAACGCCACGCUCCGCCAGCUCAUCGCCGCCUGGUUCUCCCGCCGGUACACCCGCUUCAAGAAGCGCUCGGCAGACUACCACGGCCGCGCCGCGGACCUCGUCCACGGUCUCCGCGGCACGGCCGUCCCGAGGAGGCACCCCCUCAAGGGCCAGGCCCGCGUCGCCGCGCUCCGGGAGUUGCGCUCCCUCGCCUCCGCCCACCAGUCGGUGACCAAGGCCAUAGCUGAGGCCGGCGGCGUGUCGUUGCUGACCUCGCUUCUUGGCCCCUUCACGUCUCAUUCCGUGGGGUCCGAGGCGGUGGCCAUUCUUGUCAGCGGCGUGCCGCUCGACGGCGACGCUAAGGCGGCGCUGAUGCAGCCGGCAAAGGUGUCCCUCGUGGUGGACAUGCUCAACGAGGGCGCCGUCGACACCAAGAUCAACUGCGUCCGCCUCAUCCGCAUCCUCAUGGAGGAGAAAGGCUUCCGGCCGGAGACGGUGGCGAGCCUGAGCCUCUUGGUCGGCGCCAUGCGCCUGGUCCGGGACAAGCGGCACCCGGACGGUGUGGCCGCCGGGCUAGAACUGCUCAAUUCCAUCUGCGCCGUGCACAGGCCGGCCAGGAGCAUGAUUGUCAGCAUUGGUGCGGUGCAGCAGCUGGUGGAGCUGCUGCCGGAGCUGGCGACGGAGUGCGUGGAGCCAGCCCUGGACAUCUUGGAUGCGCUCGCCUCGGUCCCUGAAGGCAGGACGGCUCUGAAGGAUUGCCCGAGGACGAUACCCAAUGCCGUCCGAUUGCUGAUGAGGGUGUCCGAGGCCUGCACGCAGCGUGCCCUGUCGAUGCUCUGGGUGGUGUGCAGGAUGGUGCCCGAGGAGUCUGCACCCGCUGCCCUGGAGGUUGGGCUGGCCGCCAAGCUUCUCCUGGUGAUCCAAAGCGGGUGCGGGCCGGAGCUGAAGCAGCAAGCCUCGGAGUUGCUCAAGCUCUGCACCGUGAAUUGCACGUCCACCGUCUUCCUCGCGAAAUGCAAGCUCACCAAGACAAUUCAGUGAGAAGACUCCGGGACAUUGUCCUUCUGGUUGUGAUUUGAGUCGAUGAUGCCGUUCCCCUCGGUCGGUCUCGCAUAAUCUGGACUGGGAAUGGAUGAGAGAAACAAAUUGCUGCUGGAUUAAGACCCUGUGUGUAGAUAAACUCAGCAAUGCAGGAAGCUUGUCGUGUCAUUUAAAGACAUGGGGCAUGGGGGUGGAUCAAUGGAUCACCCUGCCCAUCGACCGGAAGCUAGGAUCGAGAAGCAAUGCGGCAGCAUAAGCACCACCGUAGUUGGUGGCAGGCAGGCCGGCGGCCGGAUGUACAUGCAAAUUGGUGUGAAUUUGGUCAGCUCAAUAAGCUCUCAAGGGUUGGGUUGUGUGGUAAGUACAGCCAGUUUUGCUAUCUACCAGUAGCUGAGAAUUCAGCAAAGGCCUGCAAUUUUAGAUUUUUGGCAAUGUGAGGGGUGUCAGGACUGUAGUAGUUCUUCCUUUUCUUCUUCUGGGUUUCGGUGUAAUUGAUGAUAUAAAAUUGAGUAGAAUUGUAUACAGUA